AUGCCGAGAUGGGAUUCAGUGCUCUGCGAUUCAAUGUACUCCGGUUAUGUUCGGAGCAGCAUUGGGGAUGAGGCUAUAAAGCUUUUUGUGGUGGCACUGAGGAAGAGCGUGUUGCCUACAGAGUUCACCUUUGCAACCAUUCUCAACUCAAGGAUGUGUUUCUGUUCAACCGAUCUUGGCAUGCAAAUCCAUUGCUGGGUUUGGAAAACAGGCUUUGACGCAGAUAUGAUUGUUGCUAAUGCGCUGGUUGACAUGUAUGCUAAGUUGGGUUUCGUUGAGUGUGCCAUGAAGAUUUUUUCCAAGAUGGUUGCCAAGGACUUGGUCUCUUGGAAUACCAUGAUCAUGGGUUUAGCAAAAAACGGGCAAGGUGUAGAAGCUCUUAGAAUCUUCAGAGAGUUGCAAGGGAAUGGUGUCAAGCCAGAUAGGAUAACCCUGGUUGGUGUUCUUUUAGCCUGUAGUUAUGGGCAUAUGGUCCAUGAAGGGAAAAGAAUAUUUUCAUUGAUGGAGAAGAAAUAUGGAGUGAUGAGAGAUCUGGAGCAUUAUGCUUGUAUGGUGGACAUGAUGGGGAGAGCAGGAAUGCUGAAAGAAACAUUGAAUAUCAUAGAGACUUCACCUCAUAGUCAUAGCCUAUCAUUGUGGAACUUGCUUCUUAAUGUUUGUAGGAUUCAUGGGGACUUGGUAUUUGCCACAAUAAUUGCAGAGAAGCUGUUGGAUUUGGAGGCUCGCUUCUCUCUCCCUUACUUAGUGUUGGCUCAGAUGUAUGGAGUACGUGGCAGAUGGGAGAGCAUGGCUGGUGUGCUGAAGGCCAUGGAAGAGAGAGGUGUCAGGAAGGUUAGGGAGUAUAGCUGGAUUUGCGUUAGGAAGCAUAUCUAUGUAUUUAAGACAGACCAAUUAUUCCACUGGGAAGGUAAAGCUGUAUACUCAAUGUUGCAACUCUUGGACUGGGUGAUGAAUGGCGUGGGAUGUGUUCAUGAAGAAUCCACAUUAUAUGGGGAUUGCUGUGGAGAAUGA
Messenger RNA from Musa acuminata subsp. malaccensis (wild Malaysian banana), 1011 nucleotides. RefSeq names its product pentatricopeptide repeat-containing protein At2g13600-like. Gene Ontology annotation, molecular function: RNA binding; protein binding. Gene Ontology annotation, biological process: RNA modification. Lineage: Eukaryota; Viridiplantae; Streptophyta; Magnoliopsida; Zingiberales; Musaceae. The record is from RefSeq and is a predicted model, not a curated record. Gene Ontology annotation, cellular component: intracellular membrane-bounded organelle.